Molecule: messenger RNA, 2615 nt
Organism: Spodoptera littoralis (African cotton leafworm)
Lineage: Eukaryota; Metazoa; Arthropoda; Insecta; Lepidoptera; Noctuidae
Source: the annotation of a GenBank genome assembly
UUUCUUUUGCAGGCGUAGUAUUUGACCAAAAUACAGAAGAAAUUCAGAAUGCUUUCAAGUUUGCGAUGUUGCAACACUCCAAUAAUGCGAACAAAUCCAACCUGGACUUUCAGCUCUAUGUUGAUAUUAUCAACACGGCCGACGCCUUCAAACUGUCACGACUCAUAUGUAAUCAAUUUGCACGAAGCGUAGUUGCUAUGCUGGGUGCAGUUGCUCCGGAUUCAUUCGACACCUUGCAUUCUUACGCUAAUACCUUCCAAAUGCCGUUUGUCACGCCGUGGUUCCCCGAAAAGGUGAUCCCACCAUCUUCUGGGCUCAAUGACUAUGCUGUCAGCUUACGUCCCGACUACCACCGCGCAGUCAUUGCUACCAUCACUCAUUACGGUUGGAAGCAAGUUAUUUACAUCUAUGAUUCUCAUGACGGAUUACUGCGUCUGCAGCAGCUGUACCAGAGCCUGCAACCUGGCAAGGCAUCGUUCCGCAUAACAAACGUGAAACGAGUGUCCAAUGCAUCCGAUGUUGUGGAGUUUCUUCGUGCUAUCGAAAAACUGGACCGCUGGAGCAACAAAUAUGUUGUACUUGAUUCUACCACUCAGCUUGCAAAAGCCGCACUAAUUAUGCACGUACGGGAUGUGCACCUUGGCCGUAGGAACUAUCAUUACUUCCUAAGCGGACUGGUUAUGGACGACCGAUGGGAGAAAGAAGUUACUGAAUAUGGUGCUAUCAACAUCACUGGAUUUCGUUUACUGGAUUUUUCCCGAAAAGUAGUGCGUGACUUUAUUGACGCCUGGAAAAGGGAGACAAUUUCCGCGCAGGCUGCUCUUACUUACGACGCAGUGCAGGUGUUAAUUGACGCUAUCCUUCGCCUGGUACGAAAAAAGCCCGAGUUCGUACGUGCAACCAUGCGACGUGCGAGCCAAAAUAAUACAAACAAAUCUAUGGACUGUAACCCGAAAAACAAAUUCAUUCCGUUUGAACACGGCGAGAAGAUAUCUCGUAUGAUCAGAAAGACGGAGAUUGUUGGAAUAACGGGCAACAUACGAUUCAAUGACAUAGGACACCGCAAGAACUUCACGCUUCAAGUUAUGGAACUCACGGAAGACGGUGACAUGACAAAGGUGGCAACUUGGUCGGAUAAUAAAGGGUUCGUGCCUGUCAUCCCUAAGAAGUUGGCCCGUACCAUAACUGGAACCUAUGAUCGAAAUAAAACUUAUAUUGUGACCACUAUCGAGGAACCACCCUACAUCAUACGCAAUGACCCUGAUAACCCUGAGUAUGACCCCGAAGAACCAUUUACUGGAUUUUGCGCAGAGCUCACAAAAAUGUUGUCUGAAAAAAUGGAAAUCAACUAUCGUAUUAAGGUGGUGAGGGAUGGAAAGUAUGGCAGCGAAAAUCCAAAGGCACCUAACGGCUGGGACGGAAUGGUGGGCGAGCUUUUGAGAAAGGAAGCGGACAUAGCCAUCGCUCCACUGACUGUGACUUUAGAACGCGAAGCAGUCAUUGAUUUUAGCAGGCCUUUCCUGUCUUUCGAUCUUAAACCUACUAAGAAUACGGCGAACUCUACCGGUGCUAUAUUUAGCUUCCUUCAACCACUGUCCAUGGAAAUAUGGAUCUCGAUCCUCUGCAGCCUUUUCGCCGUAAGCGUGGUUUUAUUCAUCGUUUCUCGAUUCUCGCCUUAUGAGUGGCGUGUUGUCUCUUUCACUGAUUCUCAUUCUGAUCAUUCGGAUGUAUCUACUACAAAGACCACCGUGGUGAACGAAUUUAGCUUUUGGAAUUCUAUGUGGUUCUCGCUCGGGUCCUUUAUGCAGCAAGGCAGCGACAUUAACCCCAGGUCCAUAUCGGGAAGAAUUGUGGGCUGCGUGUGGUGGUUUUUUGCAUUAAUCGUAAUUUCGUCAUACACAGCAAACUUAGCUUCAUAUCUGACUCUAUCUCGUAUUGCGGAACCAGGUGCAUCUUAUACUAAACUUGCUACGUGUCCCGAGGAUACUAUUGACGUACCGAAAGUUGUACCAACAACUGAAUCUCCUGAAAAGGUUACGGACGAGCAUGGUUGGCUUGCCUUCAUUAUGGAUCGCCCAACUGCGGCACCUGAUGAUAAACCAUGCGAAAUGGUAGUUACUUUGACACAUUCAGGAUACAAGGACUUUGCUGUUGGUAUCCCUAAGGGAUCCCAGCUGCGAGACGGCGUAAAUAUGGCAUUGCAAUCCCUGAAAGAGGAAGGUGAGAUUUCGAGGCUGGUACGCAAAUGGUUUACCAAAUCUGAGUGCGACCAUUCGGACAAUGACAAGGGAUCCGAGCUGACUCUGAGCCAAGUGGCUGGGUUGUUCUACGUUUUGGUUGGAGGUCUGUCUCUAGCUAUGGGUGUUGCCUUAAUUGAGUUUUGCCGACAUGGUCGCUCAGAGGCUGCUCGUGCCAAUGUACCGCUACGCGACGCUCUACGUGCUAAGGCUCACCUGGGCAACACUGAACGUAAGGGACAAUCACAACGUGCUGCAAACCGUGAUAAUGAACGUCUUGGAUGGAACGGAGGAGCUUUCGGAAGCCAGUACUACAGCCCGGCCAACCAGAUCGGCCAGGAGGAGACGGCGCUACAUUCCAGCUUCACACAAGUCUGA